Molecule: messenger RNA, 1155 nt
Organism: Suillus bovinus
Lineage: Eukaryota; Fungi; Basidiomycota; Agaricomycetes; Boletales; Suillaceae
Exons: 17
Coding region: 173-1027 (284 amino acids)
Source: RefSeq, a predicted model, not a curated record
GUUCGACUCUUUGUUUAGAGCAAUGUGGCUUCUAGUUGAAAAAUGAGCGAUCCUUGUUUUUUUUGGGAUAACGUUUCGAUCUUGCUCGCGCAUUGGCCAUUUGUGAUCUGAACGGGUUCUCAGAUCUGACCAUGUCACAGCUAGAGUACGUACGGAACGGAGACCAAGGGCAAUGUACUUGGUACAACUUAGUAUGAAUACUUUUCAAGAGCCUCAAGUUGAUGUGUUAUUAAGAUUGAAUUAUCCUUAUGUUGCACUGACAGCUUUGUGGUUAUAUGAUUACAUACUGUGCAUACCCGACGCACUCGAGUUUAUCGCCGGGUCUCAAUGGGGGCUCGGCACGUUUUUCUAUCUAGCUUGCAGUCACUUGCCCUUUGCCUUCGUGUCACUGAAUAUGCUCGCGGUUUUUCAACAUGAUACCCCAUUCCAUCUUUGCCGCUCUUAUGCAAUGGCCAAUUACUGGACAGUAUUGAUGUUAUCCGCUGAGUGUAUUUUCAUACUCAGAGGUUUCGCGGCAUGGGAACGGGUUACGUGGCUCGCUGUAUUUGCAAUCGUCAGCAUCAUUGGCUAUCUAGUACCAAUUUUCUUUUACAUUGGGAAAUUAUGGUCAGACUUUGGAGAAUGCUGGAUUCCUGGCACUAUUGGAUAUCUGAAUGCGAAUGAAAGGGCAAAGCUAUAUAUUGUUUAUGGCUUGUUGGUUGCUGCUGAGCUAGAAAUCUUUUUUUUCCUACUCUAUCGCGCCGUCAAGAGUCAUGGUGGUUGGAAAACCGAAAACCGUCUCAUGCGUGGUCUCUUGCAACAAAAUCUACUCUAUUUCGGCUGCAGCUUUGCUUUGACUCUCGGCAUCUUCCUCACAAUUCUUUUUUUUCCAUUUGCACACCUGCUGGCAGAAUACCAAGUCAUUCUGCAAGCCUUCCUAGUUACACGAAUGCACAGGGAUUUCCGAAGGUUGAACCUUGCUCCUGGUGGCAUCCACACAGACAUGUCUUCCAUAACGUAUGCGACAAGAGUCCCAGAUAUCACAUAAUGAGACAAUGCUACUUGGAAUAUGCCAACCCUUAAAUUAUGAAUCAUGUGACCAUUGCGCAGUCUUCCGUAUACUUAGACGAGGCUAAGAAAUGGAAGAUGGAACUUUGCUGGGAAUCAACCGGGCAC